GAAUGGCAGCGCUUUCUGCGCAUGCGCGCGCACUCCAUUCGGCGGUUGUCAACAAAGAGAGGGGAAGGGAGCCGCGUUGGGAGCACUGCCCGUCCGCACUUCCUCCCCGAUGGCCGCCGCCUUCCUGGUGGCCCUGUACGAAUACUCGCCGCUCUUCUACAUCUCCGUGGUCUUCCUCUGCUUCCUGGUCACCAGCGGGAUGGUCCUGGGAUGGUUUGGAUGGGAUGUCCCUGUGAUUCUCAGAAACUCAGAAGAAACCGAAUCAAGUGUGAAAGUCUCCCAGAAACAGAUGCGACAAGUGAAGAAUCCAUUCAGUUUGGAAAUCAAAAACCUCUCUGUAGCUUCAACUGCAAGUGGCAUAACACUGUCUCUUGACUGUCUGGAAGAUUGCCUCCUUACGUGUUACUGGGGUUGCAGCGUGCAAAGGCUCCACGAAGCUCUGCAGAUACACGCCUAUCGCUUUCGAAUAAAAACUCCACAAGCUUUUGAGGAUGCGUUGCAUAACGAAUACCAUUACCGUGAACAGUAUUCCAUAAAGAAGAUGGACAAAGAGGAGAAGCACUGUCAGUUACCGGCAGAGGCACAAAUCGUUGAUUUUGGCCCGGUGCCUCGAUCUUCGUAUCCUUUGGUGGCGCUGCUGACCUUGGCAGAUGAAGACAACAGAGAGAUCUAUGACAUUGUUUCUCUGGUAUCUGUAAUUCAUGUCCCUGAUGACUACUACCGGCUGUCCUGCAGGAUGCUGUAUCAGUAUCUCCUUUUGGCCCAGGGACAAUUUCAUGACCUCAAGCAACUCUUCAUGUCUGCAAACAGCAAUGCAGCAGCCCCUUUGAGCAGCCCUCCCUCUGGACUGGAAGCCGAGGACCGCGUCCUGCUUGAAAAGGUCGGUCUGGCGGAGGAUGAGUCGGAAACACCUGAGGAGAACAGCAAGGACUGCAUCGUCUGUCAGAACCGGGCCGUCAACUGGGUACUCCUCCCGUGCCGCCACACUUGCCUGUGCAACGAGUGCGUCAGACACUUCCAGCAGUGCCCGAUGUGCCGGCAGUUUGUGCGGGAGUCCUUCCCCCUGAGCAGCCAGGAGGAGUGAGGCCAGGAAGGGAGAUGUGGGGUGGAUUUGUCGAGAAACUUUGGAUGGCAAAACCUCUGGAAACUGACAUCUUUUGCAUUCUGAGACGGCGGUGUUUUUCUGUUUGGUUUCUUUCCUCUUUAUAAAUGACUUCCGCACUUAAUACAGUCGGAAACAACACUGCGGUGGCUUCUGAAGUCAGAACUCUGGUAUUGUACGAUAUAGAAGCCACAGCGUGAACUUACUACAAAAGGCGUCUUUCCAAACACAGAACAUUUCUUGAAGAAGCUUUCUCUCGACAAAACUGACAUUGGAAGGCCUUGCCGGAACACGCAUUCCCGUGUGAAAAAUGCUUGUGUUCCCUUAAUUAUUUAUUACUGGUUUUCAGAAGAACCAGCCACUGGCAACAAUGCACUUUAGAGCUGUAAAGUGUGCAAAAAAGAAAAGAAAGAAAUAUAUAUGAGGCUGUGAUUGCAGUUCUUUAAUAAUAGUUCUUCACACUUCUGGUUU
Molecule: messenger RNA, 1573 nt
Organism: Anolis sagrei ordinatus
Lineage: Eukaryota; Metazoa; Chordata; Lepidosauria; Squamata; Anolidae
Gene: CGRRF1
Product: cell growth regulator with ring finger domain 1
Biological process (GO): negative regulation of cell growth
Source: RefSeq, a predicted model, not a curated record